AAUGAAAUCUCCAGGAUUGUAACGGUUCGGCAUUCGGAAGAGAUCGAAAGGUGGGAUUAACGCGAAAGAAGCGGAAGCGGGAUCGGCAUGGACGUCGCGAGGUAGAAAGAACCGGUGGUACCGUGACUUAAAUGGAUCGCGGCCGGUUUCGCGACAGAUAGCUGCCCCGGUGCAAACCGCGAGCAACUGAGCGAGAUUUUCAUGGGACAUUGAGAGAACCAGCGGCGGAAAGAUGCGGGGCAGUCCUGCGUUCUUCGCCAUAUUACUGGGCACGAUAUUCGGGGUCCUCGGCGCUUCCCUCAGCAAAGCGCUCAGGUACAAAGCGCCGGACGAGUGCAAAUGGGUCGCGACCGGCGACACCGAGGACGACGUGUCGCUGGUCUGUCGUCUGAGGACCAUCAAUAGCGAGCUGGAGAACACCAACUUCAGCGUGAUACAGCCGCAGCACACCGUUCGACUGCGGUUGGAGUGCAGCGACGCGUUGUUCUAUCAGAGCUCGCUGAGCGCCGGUAGCUUCAGACCGCUGGUGGAGCUGCGGGAACUGGUAAUCGAGUACUGCAAGAUCGGUAACCUGUCCGACGAUGCGUUCAAAGGACUGAAAGAGUUGCGUAAUUUGACCGUGAGGACGCACAACACGGACUGGUCGGCGAUGGCGCUGGACGUGUCGGCCGGCGCGUUCACGGACGAGCUGCGGCAAUUGGAGAAACUCGAUCUGGGCGAGAACAACAUGUGGAGCAUACCGGAGGGUGCUCUGUGUCCGUUGGCGAAUCUCGAGAUCCUGAACCUGACGAGGAACCGAUUGCGGGAGGUGACGAGUUUCCGCUUCAACAGCGCCGCCAGAUGCCUGUCGAACCUGAAGGAGUUGGACUUGAGCAACAACAGCAUCGAAACGCUACCCAGCGCCGCGUUCUCGGGUCUCUCGCGGCUGCACAGCCUCGAUCUGCGAUGCAACGCCAUCGGCUUCAUGGCGGAUCGCGCGUUCGAGGGUCUCUCCUCGUUGGCCAUCUUGAGGCUCGCGGACAAUCGAUUGGCCAGCCUUCCUCCCGAGUUGUUCAGCGACGCCAGGAACAUCCAGGAGAUUCAUCUGAGGAACAACACGUUGAACGUGCUGCCACCCGGUUUGUUCGGUGAACUGACUCAGUUGUUGGUGCUCGAUCUGUCGCAUAACGAACUGACCGCCGAGUGGGUGAACGCGGCCACGUUCGGUGGCUUGGUACGUUUAGUGGUGCUCGAUCUUUCCAACAAUCGUAUCGCUCGACUGGAUCCGACGGUGUUCCGCGACCUCUACAGCCUACAGAUACUCCGACUUCAAGAGAAUCUGCUCGAGAGCCUUCCCGAGAACACGUUCUCGGCGCUCUAUAAUCUUCACACCUUGCUGCUCAGCGAUAAUUUACUGACCGUUAUCGACGCCACCACGCUGAGCGGACUUUACGUGCUGAAUCUGCUCUCGCUGGACAACAAUCGUCUGCACACGAUACACCCGAGCUCCCUCAGAAAUGCCUCCUCCCUGCAAGAGUUCCACCUGAACCGUAACCAGCUAAAGUCCGUUCCGGACGCGUUGAAAGCCACUCCCCUUCUGCGAACCCUCGACCUCGGUGAGAAUCUCAUUUCGGAGAUACCGACCGGCACGUUCGACCACGUGGCGCAGUUGUACGGGCUUCGAUUAACCGAAAAUCAUAUCGGGAAUCUGACCAAGGGCGUAUUCGAUCGUAUCAAGGAGCUGAAGAUAUUGAAUCUCGCGAUGAAUCGGAUACAGUACAUCGAGCCCGGCACGUUCGACGAGAACCUGAAUCUACAAGCGAUCCGUUUGGACGGUAAUCAACUGACGGACAUCGCGGGUCUCUUCACCAAUCUGCCGAACCUGGUCUGGCUGAACGUCAGCGACAACAAACUGAAAUGGUUCGACUACGCGAUGAUACCGACCGGCUUACAGUGGCUGGACAUACACUCGAACGAGAUACGCGAGCUGGGCAACUACUUCGAGAUCGAGAGCCAACUGCAGUUGAGCACCUUCGACGCCAGCGAGAACAAGCUGACCGAGAUCACCGGAAACGCGAUCCCGAUGAGCGUGGAACGACUGUACCUGAACGACAACCAGAUCUCGAAGGUGCAGAGUUAUUCGUUCUUCAAGAAACCCAACCUGACGCGAGUCGACCUGAAGGGCAACCAAAUACGCAACCUGGAACCGUACGCGUUACGAAUCAGCGCCGUGCCACCCGACAAACCUCUACCGGAGUUCUACAUCGGCGACAACCAAUACCUGUGCGACUGCACCAUGGAAUGGCUGCAACGAGUGAACCGGCAGAAUCAGAGUCGAGUGCAGCCGCGGGUCAUGGACCUGGAGAGCAUCUACUGCAAGCUGCUCUACGACCGGGAACACGCGUUCGUGCCGCUGGUCGAAGCGUCGCACUCGCAAUUCCUCUGCAGGUACGACACUCACUGCUUCGCUCUGUGCCAUUGCUGCGACUUUGACGCCUGCGACUGCGAGAUGACCUGUCCGUUGAACUGCACGUGUUACCAUGACCAAUCGUGGUCGGCGAACGUGGUGGACUGCUCGAACGGCGGCCACGCGAACAAACUGCCCGAGCAGAUACCCAUGGACGCGACGCGACUCUAUUUGGACGGAAACGAUCUGCGCGUGGUGUCCAGUCACGCCUUCAUCGGUCGCAAGAAGCUGAAAGUCCUGUUCCUGAAUUCCUCGAACAUCGAGAUCGUGCAGAACCGAUCGUUCAACGGACUGAGAGAUCUAGAAGACCUGCACCUGCAGGACAACAGGAUCCGCGAGCUGCGCGGCCACGAGUUCGAGGGACUGGACGCGUUGAAACAGCUACACCUUCAACGGAACCGAAUCGUCUCGAUCGGCAACGACACCUUCUCGUCCCUGCGCUCGCUGCGACUCCUCCGGCUCGAGAACAAUCGACUGACCACGCUGGCCGUGUGGACGUUACCGGGCUCGAUCGAGAUCAGCCUGUCCGGGAAUCCGUGGUCCUGCGAGUGCGACUACUUGCAGAACUACCGCGAGUGGAUCCGCGAGCCGAACGUUCGCGUGACCGACGCGUCCGCGUUGCGCUGCGUGUACAACGUGACGGAGUUCGAGGCGUUCGGCGACGAGGUGUUCGCGGACAACGAGUUCGGUUUCUCGGUCGGAGCGAACGGCGACCGCGAGAAAAACAACGACAGCGUGUGCACGGGCUCGGCCAGCAUCGAGAACGAGCUGCACCGCAACUACACGAAGACCAUCAUCGAGAAGCAGCUGCUGCAGGACUACCUCCCGCUGCUGGUCGCCACCCUGGUCGGCUCGUUACUGGUGGUGCUAUUGUGCAUGUUGGCGUUCGUGUUUCGCCAGGAGCUGCGCGUGUGGUUUCACUCGCGUUUCGGCGUGCGGAUAUUCUACAGGAACCACGAGGUCGAUCGGGACGACCGGGACAAGCUGUUCGACGCGUUCGUCAGCUACAGCUCCAAGGACGAGGCGUUCGUCGCCGAGGAACUCGCGCCCGUCCUCGAGAUGGGGAACCCCUCGUACAAACUGUGCCUGCACUAUCGAGACUUUCCAGUUGGAAGCUUCAUAGCGGACACGAUCGUCCAGGCGGUCGAGUCCUCGAGGAGAACGAUCAUGGUGCUGUCCGAGAACUUUAUCAAGUCCGAGUGGUGCCGGUUCGACUUCAAGUCCGCUCAUCACCAGGUGCUGAGGGACCGAAGGCGCAGGCUGAUCCUGGUGCUGGUCGGCGACGUGCACCAGCGAGAUCUCGAUCCGGACAUUAGACUGUAUCUGAAGACCAACACCUACUUGCAAUGGGGAGACAAACUGUUCUGGGAGAAGCUGCGGUUCGCGUUACCGGACGUGCCCAACAACCAGAGGACCACGCAGAGGACGAGGCAACCGCCGCCUGUCCGACGGCAGCACAACAACAGGACGUCCAACGGAUCGCGUACCGUCUCCGUGCACAUAUGAACAUCUUUUUCCCCGUUCAUCCAUGACCCGGUGUGCGUGUAUGUGUGUAUGUGUGCCGUAAAUGCUUUUUCCGGUGCGAUCGUGCGCGAGAAGUGGGCGUCGUCGAGGAAGAUUCGUACGCGAGUGCGUCUCACCACGGUGCAAUACGGUGUGUAGAGUGUAAAUACUGCGAGGAUACGGAUGUAUAAAUGUUGAAGAAGAACCGAACAAAGCGAAGUGCGCUCGCCGAACGUGAACCAGAGGAAAGUGUUUUGUAAAUAGCGAGGGAGAGAACGGCGAAGGAGAGGAGACAGUGAUUAUACGAUAUUUAAGGUGCUUCCUUCGUGAACACGCACGAGGGGAUACACGCGAGAGAACUCUGUACGUCCCCGGUGUGUCUGUAAAUUGCAGCGAGUCAGUGAGUUUGCUAGAUAGCUUAAUGUCGUUGUAAAUACGUUUGCCGGUUAUUCUGCGUCUCUAAGACUGUGUUUCCCAGUUGAUCGAGCUCACGGUUUAGUUUUAAACGGUGCGCGUUACCGUCUCGUCGAACGAGACGCGUUUCUCGUACCUGGACGCGUCAACUCUUUAAGCCUGGUUUACAUUGCUAAAUGGUAGAGUCUGGCUGGAAAAAUCUGCUCACUACUUUAUGGAAUACUGAAAAUCGUUUGCUCCAUCGACUAACUUCGAAUCUGUGUCGAGCGAUUGAAAUCGUCGAAACCUGGUUUGCAUCGGUAGAGUAGAAUUUAUCGGACAAGUGAUUGAUAGAAACAAAAAUGGAAUAGCGUACGGUAUAAUUUGCCCACCCAAUGUAAACUGUGUUCGAGAUCGAGCGAUUAGGAUCGGUUUGCAUCGGUACGGAGGGAAUUUAUUGCACGGGUAAUUAGUGGAGUAAAGCUAGCAAAAAUUUCUGCUAUUAUCCUGCUUAUUCUGCCAGUGUAAAUUAGGCUUAAAGUCUACAUUGGUAGAGCAAAUCGGAAGGUAAAAUUCACUUACAUAAACGAUUAGACAAGUGAUUGAUGGAGUAUUAAAGUUAGAAGAAACAGGCAAAUUAUGUCAGCCGAUAUUCUAUUAUUUACUCUAUCAAUGUAAACUAGGCUUCACGCUCGACGCGCCAUAUUGUACGAACAAAUAAAAUAUUCGUACACUAAUUGUACAGUAACGGAGAUAUUUAUUGCAUCACCAUUACGGCAAUAUAAUUAAUAUUAAAUGACUCGUAUACAAUCACGAUAAAAAUAAAUACAUGUUUUUACAUGAAACUGUGUUUUCAAUUACUCGGAAUAUUAUUCUUUUACUGAGCUACGUUAUUAAAAUAUUUCGAAUAAUAAACUGGAAAGAUAUUCAAAGGGAAAACACGAUAUUACUCAAUAAACGAUGUUAAUAUUUUUUUAAUAGUUUUUCAUUACAAUUUUAAAUCUUCGGCCCUGAAAAGUUUUAAACGACUCUAUCCAUAAUAACUUGUAUCAAUAUGUGCGUUGCCACAUACGUCACUUUUUCAUCGUUUAUUUCCCUUUUUUAUGGCAGUCGACGGAUUUAAUAUUCGAGUGAUGCAAUGAAUAUUCCUGGUAUUGUACGUCGUUCGAGGCUCGUAGAAUCGAACAAUAUUUGGACGUGGCCUCGGCAAUUCGUAAAGCAACGAUUCGGAAAUGAUUUUCGAUGAAACUGUCGAACACGGGUCAAAUUUCGUCGUCCAAUAUCGUUCGAGCUACCGAGCCAACAGUGAUACCACUUCCUCUAAUCGUAGCUAUCGAUGUGUAUUUAAUUGUACUUAGACUGGACGGCAAACACGACCCUUAACUGGUGACUAUGUUGCAAAUGAUUCUGCACACAUAUAGGUCACUUACAUUUUACAAGGAAUUUACACUUGUUUUAUAAAGAAUUGUUUAUCUCGUUAGUCUCGAUAUAUUGCCCUAACAUGGACUUCAUCUUGGUGGUUAAAACAGGUGGUGGAGAAAACAGUGCGAUUGGGUCAAAUACGACCUGGACUUCUUACAUUAAAUAUCGCAACUAAUAAUACAACUUCGAAUUAAAAAAAAGAGAAUGAAAUUUGAAAUGAAAUUUCGAGUCGUAUCAAUUGGUUGAACAGACAGGGUCGUAUUGACCCUAUGUCACCGGUUAAGGGUUAACGAACACGCGCUGCGUGGGCGUGACACGAUAUUUGUAAAGUAUUAAUGCGCGCAGCCUAUAUCUUAUUUAUUUCGUUCCGGAACGUUUUGGCGUCGGGUGGUAAAUCGUUCGACUCGAUGAAGUACCAUUCGAGGUCUCUGCUUGAAUUCGACGGUCCUAUUCGAUCGAUCGAAACACGAUCGAUACUGUUCUCCAAUCACUUCGAAUUUCACGGUCGAAUUCAAGGAGCGCGUCACGCAAGGAAACUAAAGUACCGCUAUAAAUAAUUGAAAUAUAAUGUACAAACGUGAAACAAUAUUCCCUUCAGCUUCCGUCGCAAGCGAUCCUCCUGUUUCGUAUUUUCUUGCAGACUAUUUUCAACGACAACGUGAAAAGAUAUUAUUAGAAUAAAAACACCUGUGACUGAACAAUAAA
Messenger RNA from Megachile rotundata (alfalfa leafcutting bee), 6469 nucleotides. RefSeq names its product Toll-like receptor Tollo (gene Tollo). Gene Ontology annotation, molecular function: protein binding. NCBI's taxonomy places the organism in Eukaryota, Metazoa, Arthropoda, Insecta, Hymenoptera, Megachilidae. Gene Ontology annotation, biological process: signal transduction. The record is from RefSeq and is a predicted model, not a curated record. Gene Ontology annotation, cellular component: plasma membrane.